Molecule: messenger RNA, 763 nt
Organism: Chrysoperla carnea
Lineage: Eukaryota; Metazoa; Arthropoda; Insecta; Neuroptera; Chrysopidae
Product: hemolymph lipopolysaccharide-binding protein-like
Exons: 3
Coding region: 61-621 (186 amino acids)
Source: RefSeq, a predicted model, not a curated record
AGCAAAAUUAGUUAUUUCAUGAGCUUCAGUCACAAGCUUUAGCUCAAACUAGCUACAAUCAUGGUUACCAUUCGAGUUUUUGUAACAUUAAUUCUUUGGCUUUUAAAAGGACAUGCUGUAAAUGGUUUGGCAAUUAAUGAAACUAUUUUAGAAACAAAUUCUAACGCAACUCAUUUGGAACCAACAUCAUCAAAUAACAAUAAUCUCUUGUUGAGGUUGGGUAAUAGUUGUUAUAAAUUCCACACAGAUCCACAAAUUUGGAAUGAGGCACGAAAAAUUUGUAUUAGUGAAGGCGGUUAUUUAGCAAUAUUGAAUACAGAUCAAGAAGCUCAAUAUUUAGCAGCUUUAUUAAACGGUCUCUAUCCAGAAUCAAGUUUAGAUGAUUCAAUUCCAGAUAAAUAUUGGACUUUCAUUGGAUUCCAUGCUUAUUUCCAAAAGGGUGAAUACGUAACAAUUGAUGGUUUAAAUAUAGAAAGUUCCGGAUUUAACCAUUUUAGUCCUGGUGAACCAAAUAAUCCAGGUGUUGAAAAUUGUGGAACAAUUGGGCGAAAUGGCCUCUUAAAUGAUUAUUUUUGUGAUCGAAAAUCAAUCUAUAUUUGUGAAAUACCCGCGAAACAAUGAUGGAUGCAACUGGUAAUUAAAAGUAAAUAUAAUGUGUCUCAUUUUGAAUGUAACCAUGUAUGUAGGGGAAGGUGUAGUACCUAGAAUCAAAAUUUACAUUUAAUUGUUUUAGGUGCUUAAAGCCAUGCAAUAAAAUUUUACA